AUGUUCAGGCGGACUACAUCACCCGCCCUCAGGCUGCUCGGUAACCUACAGCGCAACCCAGCGGUUCGCGUGAUACCACGAACGAUGAGCACCCAGGAAGUCAACAAGAUGCCCCGGCCAGAACAAGAUCCUGCAUACGAAGACUUUCGGCCAUCAUGGGUGUAUACUGGCUCACGGUUGCUCACCUACGUAUUCGUUCCAUAUGUCGUUUUUUACUCUGUCUUCUUUUAUGACUUCGGAGACCGCGAACAUGUCUUCCAGCCGGUGAGGAGAUGGGCCUCUAGACAACGAGAAUCAUUCUUUUCCCUCUCCCCAGAAGAAGCCAGAAUAGUUCAGGCCGAAAAGGCGAAGGGUGUUAUCGAACCGCCCCCCAUCAGGACAGCAAUAGAUGCUUCGUCGUCGUUCAAUGAACGACGGGUUGAUGACUAG
Pleurotus ostreatus (oyster mushroom) is the source of this 429-nucleotide messenger RNA. RefSeq lists its product as uncharacterized. The coding region runs from base 1 to 429 and encodes 142 amino acids. NCBI's taxonomy places the organism in Eukaryota, Fungi, Basidiomycota, Agaricomycetes, Agaricales, Pleurotaceae. The transcript has 3 exons. The record is from RefSeq and is a predicted model, not a curated record.